UGUUAGGCAUGUGGGGAUGUGUAGCAUAUUGCAGUGUGUGCACAACCCCUCCUUUACUCAGCCGCACUGGCUGGGGUACCUGCUGCUCUCCAAACGUCACACCACGGAUUGUAUUAUAAAGUGCACACAAUAGACCGUUGAGGCAUUCAUUUCGACACUGGAGUGCAGCGGCAGCUUGAGAGCGAGCGAGGCGCUGCCAGAAAAGAGCCGGAGAUGUUUUACUCGGGGCUCCUCACAGAGCCAACGAGGAAGGACGUGGACAUGAGAGAAGCCGCGUCUCUCCGGCAGCAGAGGAGAAUGAAGCAGGCGGUUCAAUUUAACCACAAGGACUCGGCUGACCUGCUCCCGUUAGAUGGACUGAAAAAGCUGGGAACUUCAAAAGAUACUCAACCACACAACGUCCUGCAGAAACGCUUGAUGGAGACAAACAUGUCCAGGCUGCGCCACAACCGAGGGUCAUGUUCUCAGAAGAACGACCCCUCAGCCCAGGCAAACAAACUGAAUCAAAUGAAACUGGAAGGCCCCAAGAAAACAGAGCAGGAGGAGGACCUCAUCUUGGUAUGCUGCCAGUGUGCUGGGAAGGAAUUACAACUUGUGGUUGAUACUGGAUGUCAGCGCAAUAUCAUAUCGUCUGCCUGUUUGGAGAGACUAGGGCUGAUGGAGCAUAUGAAAUCCUUCAAGUCUGAAAGUGAGAAGAUUUCAUUGCCGCAUAAUACGAAAGUGAUCGGUCACAUAGAUCAUCUGUCUCUUACAAUGGGCACGAUCCACGUGGACUGUUCUGCAGUUGUGGCAGAAGAUAAUGAGAGAAACUUCUCCCUGGGGCUACAGACACUGAAAUCUUUGAAGUGUGUGAUAAACAUGGAGAAGCAUCAUCUGGUCCUGGGAAAGACAGACAGGGAAGAAAUCCCUUUUGUCAGUAACUCUUCUGCACAUGAAGAGAAUUAUUUCCUAGGGCACAUCCUCAAGGCCGCUACCUGCGCUCCUGGUUCAGUGCUGUAGCACACAGCUGGAAGCCUGGGAAGUGUCCCUGGAAAAGCUCUUCUGAGGCGUGAAGCAAACUGCCCCAUGGGCUGCGAAGAAGCGGAGUGGUUGAAACAGAAGUUGGCAGCAAUACCCCACCCUGCUAGACUGCAGCUGGACGAUAGCUAAAUGAAAAAAGAGGCAUCUGCCAGGAGCCUAGGGCAGCUUCAGCUUCAGCCAUUCACUUACCAUGCCAAGAGUCUGGACAGCGGGCUUGUAAGUGCACGUCCGAGUCCACUCUUCAAAAUGGUGUCCACUUUACGGCCAUUCCAGUAUGAAAAUGUCUGUUUGGAAAAUCAUCUCUCUUCUUAUGAAUGGUUUAGUGAAAUGAAUCACUGCUUGUGAAAUUGGAGGGUGGGGGAAGGACAAUUUUGUAACUUCCUCUUUGGAACUGAUUGUAUUUAACUGCAAUGAGAGAUUUUGGGCAUCAGAUUUUUAGAACGUAUUUUUCAGUGGCUGACAUCACCGGGUCAUAAAAAAAAAGGGUAUAUUUCUGUGGAACUUAGUCCAUCAAAACACUCAGAUACAUUCAGAGGGUCGGAGGUGGUAUGAUAAAGCCAUUGAAGCUUGUAAUAUUACGGCUUUGAUUCAGGAGGAGGGUGUUGAUUAUCACAGAUUUCUCCUGCCCCCUGAAAAUCUGCUCUGGAGGAUUGGAGGACCUUCUAGAAAAGUGUGUGGGGUGUGUGUGUGGGAUCUAUAAGGGGAAGGGGGAAUUAGUGACCAUUGCCUCCCCACUUCCCUGCAGCAGUAGCCUCCUCUGAAUAUCAGUCCCGUCUGUGAAAGGAAGGAGCUCUUCAAUUCACAGAAGGGACAACCCUGUGAAUUUUCCAAAUGUGCAUAUUGCCCAGAAAAUUAUGAAAUUUGAAUCUCAUUUUUGAACUGUAAAAUAUCCAGUUUUUCAUAAUAACAUAGUUAAUUAUAUUUUCAGGUGUUUUUUUUUUAAAUCUAUUUAUUAUUUGGAACCAUAAUACAGCAUACAACAGAACAGCAGUAUCUGCUUGCUCUGAUACUAAUAUUUUAGAGUCUACAAACCAUUAUCUACCAGUGAUAUUUGUUUCAUUAAAUUUGGAAAACCUAAGCCCUCUUUUUCAUCUUGGUUGCAAUAUUGUUUUAAAUAGAUGAUGAUGAUGAUGAUGAUCCCGUAAGAAUCAAUUUGUACAUUUUUGCCAGGGGUUUAAUUUAGCUCUAUCAAUAAUGAUAGGCAAACCUCUAAAUAAACAUUCUGGGACAAACAUAUUUUUUAUUGCUGCUUGAUUAUUAUUUUAUUCCUACUUAAGCUGGAUGCUUUAAGGAUCAUUGAAAGAAAUCUAGAAUUCUACAUUUAAAUAUGUAUACCAUUUGAAAGCCAAUGUACUGAUCCCUUUGUAUCUCCCAUGGUAUAUUGCUGACAAUAUAUAUUUUUCUAGGUAUAUU
Elgaria multicarinata webbii is the source of this 2433-nucleotide messenger RNA. RefSeq names its product nuclear receptor interacting protein 3 (gene NRIP3). Gene Ontology annotation, biological process: proteolysis. Gene Ontology annotation, molecular function: aspartic-type endopeptidase activity. The record is from RefSeq and is a predicted model, not a curated record. The transcript is spliced from 8 exons. Bases 214 to 999 code for a protein of 261 amino acids. NCBI's taxonomy places the organism in Eukaryota, Metazoa, Chordata, Lepidosauria, Squamata, Anguidae.